AGAGGCUUCGGGUUCGUUACGUUCGCGGAUCCGGCGAGUGUAGACAAAGUCCUGGCUCAGCCCCACCACGAGCAGGACUCCAAGACGAUUGACCCUAAAGUUGCAUUUCCCCGACGAGCACAGCCUAAGAUGGUCACAAGAACAAAGAAAAUAUUUGUAGGUGGAUUAUCGGCUAAUACAGUAGUGGAAGACGUAAAGCAAUACUUUGAACAGUUUGGCAAGGUAGAGGACGCCAUGCUUAUGUUUGACAAGACGACCAACAGGCAUAGAGGAUUUGGCUUCGUAACUUUCGAAAAUGAAGACGUGGUGGAAAAAGUCUGUGAAAUUCAUUUCCACGAAAUCAAUAAUAAAAUGGUAGAAUGUAAGAAAGCACAACCUAAAGAAGUGAUGUUUCCACCAGGGACGAGAGGAAGGGCACGUGGAUUACCGUAUACCAUGGACGCUUUUAUGCUAGGGAUGGGAAUGUUGGGUUACCCAAAUUUUGUUGCAACGUAUGGCCGAGGAUAUCCUGGAUUUGCUCCAAGUUACAGCUAUCAGUUCCCAGGUUUUCCGGCAGCGGCUUAUGGACCAGUAGCAGCGGCAGCCGUGGCGGCAGCAAGAGGAUCAGGUUUUGUUUUACGUGCAAACAGACCUGUCUUGAAUAGCUACAGUGCUCAACCGAAUUUUGGCGCACCCGCUUCCCCGGCAGGCUCCAACCCAGCCCGACCCGGAGGCUUCCCCGGGGCCAACAGC
Aptenodytes forsteri (emperor penguin) is the source of this 732-nucleotide messenger RNA. It is a transcript of the gene MSI2, whose product is annotated as musashi RNA binding protein 2. Gene Ontology annotation, molecular function: RNA binding. The annotation marks the transcript as partial. Lineage: Eukaryota; Metazoa; Chordata; Aves; Sphenisciformes; Spheniscidae. The transcript is spliced from 10 exons. Gene Ontology annotation, cellular component: cytoplasm. The record is from RefSeq and is a predicted model, not a curated record.